CGCCUGCUCCGCUGCCAAGCGCCGCACGUCCCCCAAAUGCGCCAUCGCACGUGCCAGUUCAAAGAACGCACGUUCCCCAGGCAUCUGCGAAGAACGCGAAGCCUGGCCUAGGCGCUCCAGGACACAUCUACGACUUCGUGGGAGGUGGCCUUCAUCUUGGCCAAGACACGCUAGCGGUGAGCCCUGACAAAGAUGCAGAGCGACAGCUGAGCAGGCGAGCUUCUGACCAGAAAGGCCUGGUAAGGCACUCCUUGGAGGUAGAGAUCACUUCCUCCAGAGGGCUGCGAAAUGCUGACUGGGUGCCCUUGGUCGGUGGGACCUCCGAUCCUUACUGCCUUUGCCAGGUGCAAGGAGCGGGAAAGACCAAAUAUCAGACCAAGACUGUGGACAACUGCACAGAACCAGUGUGGAAGGAGUCAUUCAGCGUCGACGACUUCUACGAGGGUGACGUACUCCUGUUCAAAGUGAGCCAACAGAACGAGAAGAAGAGAAAAAAGUGA
Molecule: messenger RNA, 500 nt
Organism: Symbiodinium pilosum
Lineage: Eukaryota; Dinophyceae; Suessiales; Symbiodiniaceae
Source: the annotation of a GenBank genome assembly